UUAGCCAGGAGAGGGGGCGGUGGGGCAAGAUGGCGGCGCACCUGUCUUACGGACGAGUGAACCUGAACGUGCUGCGCGAGGCGGUGCGUCGCGAGCUGCGCGAAUUCCUGGACAAGUGCGCGGGAAGUAAGGCAAUAGUUUGGGACGAGUAUCUCACAGGACCGUUUGGCCUGAUUGCACAAUAUUCACUACUGAAGGAACAUGAAGUGGAAAAAAUGUUCACACUUAAAGGAAGUCGUUUGCCCGCAGCUGAUGUCAAGAAUAUUAUCUUCUUUGUCAGACCCAGGCUAGAACUGAUGGAUAUAAUUGCCGAAAAUGUGCUCAGUGAAGACAGACGUGGUCCAACAAGAGAUUUCCACAUUUUGUUUGUGCCGCGACGUAGUUUACUGUGUGAACAGCGGUUGAAGGAUCUGGGUGUUCUGGGAUCCUUUAUUCAUAGGGAGGAGUACAGCCUUGACCUCAUUCCAUUUGAUGGGGAUCUCUUAUCCAUGGAAUCGGAGGGUGCAUUCAAAGAGUGCUACCUGGAGAGUGACCAGACGAGCCUCUACCACGCAGCCAAGGGGCUGAUGACCCUGCAGGCUCUGUACGGGACAAUCCCCCAGAUCUUUGGGAAAGGGGAGUGUGCCAGGCAAGUGGCCAAUAUGAUGAUCAGGAUGAAGAGAGAAUUUACAGGAAGCCAAAAUUCAAUAUUUCCUGUUUUUGAUAAUCUCUUGUUGCUCGAUCGAAACGUUGACUUAUUAACGCCUCUUGCCACUCAGCUUACGUAUGAAGGACUCAUUGAUGAAAUUUAUGGCAUUCAGAACAGUUAUGUGAAAUUACCUCCGGAGAAAUUUGUACCGAAGAAGCAGGGCGAUGCUGGGAAGGAUCUCCCCACGGAAGCAAAGAAGCUUCAGCUGAAUUCUGCAGAGGAGCUCUAUGCUGAGAUCCGAGACAAAAACUUCAACGCGGUGGGCUCCGUGCUUAGCAAGAAAGCAAAGGUGAUCUCCGCGGCGUUUGAGGAAAGGCACAACGCUAAAACGGUUGGGGAGAUCAAGCAGUUUGUUUCCCAGCUGCCCCACAUGCAGGCAGCAAGAGGCUCACUUGCAAACCACACCUCGAUUGCUGAGUUAAUCAAAGACGUUACCACUUCUGAAGACUUCUUUGAUAAACUAACAGUGGAGCAGGAGUUUAUGUCUGGAAUAGACACUGAUAAGGUCAAUAGCUACAUUGAAGACUGUAUUGCCCAAAAGCACCCGCUGAUCAAGGUGUUAAGAUUGGUUUGCCUCCAGUCCGUGUGCAAUAGUGGACUCAAACAAAAAGUUCUGGAUUAUUACAAAAGAGAAAUUCUCCAGACAUAUGGCUAUGAGCACAUAUUGACCUUGUACAACCUAGAGAAGGCUGGCCUGCUGAAACCACAGACGGGGGGCAGAAACAAUUACCCAACAAUCCGGAAAACGCUACGCCUCUGGAUGGAUGAUGUGAACGAACAGAAUCCCACGGACAUAUCGUAUGUGUACAGUGGUUAUGCCCCUCUCAGCGUGCGGCUGGCACAGCUGCUCUCACGGCCUGGCUGGCGCAGUAUCGAGGAAGUUCUCCGCAUACUCCCAGGGCCCCACUUUGAAGAACGGCAGCCGUUGCCCACGGGACUGCAAAAGAAACGUCAACCAGGAGAAAACCGAGUCACUCUGAUAUUUUUCCUUGGGGGCGUAACCUUUGCUGAAAUCGCGGCCCUGCGAUUUCUCUCCCAGCUGGAAGACGGAGGUACAGAAUAUGUCAUUGCCACCACUAAGCUAAUGAAUGGGGCCACCUGGAUAGAGUCUCUAAUGGAAAAACCUUUCUAGGCUGAUCAAAGUCGACUUGAAUGAACUGCAGAAUAAACUGCUCCUUUGGAGAAGCUGCCAAAAGGAAGUGAAACCCCACUGAAGAGUAACAGAAGGAUACAGAAUUUACUUCGGGGGUCAGCCUCUUCAAUUACACUGUUUUCUCCUUUCUGCUUCUCUUUUGUGUUUAUAAUUUCUUGAAGAAAAAAGAAUAGAAGAGAAUCCAUCUGGCUAACAGAAACACCAGUUGUUAAUGUUCUAAGCUCAGGGUCUUCUUAGAGACCUCUUGGAAACGUAUUAAGGAUGGUGGGGAUGGGUAAUCUUAUACAGCUGCACAAAUGAGGUCAGUUGUUAAAAUAGGAAGGCAGAAACGGAUGGGUAAAUAUGAAAAGUGGAAAGUCUCACCCCUAAUAAACAGUGCUUUCUUGAAGGCACAUCAUGCCUGGGGCAGUGGCUGGGUGUUGGGGCAAGAGCUGGUCCUGUCACUGAGUUGAGAUUUCUUUUUCCUGCAGAGUAUGGCACAUUAUAUUUGGUGUCCUCAGCCUCUGUCUUAGGUGAUCACUAAGGCAAGUGUUGAUUCCUUCUGCUUUCAAUUCCUCUGCUUCUAUAAAGCAAGAGGGGUGGAGGGACUUCUUUCUCCAAAUCGAAGUUCAUCUGACCAGCUAAAUUUCUGUGGGUCUCAUACUUAUCAAGGGCUUUUUAUUUUAAUUUUAUUUAUUUGAGAGAAUGAAAGAGAGAGAGAGAGAGAGCACGAGAGCAGGUUGGGUCAGAGGGAGAUGCAGACUCCCCGCCGAGCAGGGAGCCCGAUGCGGGACUCGAUCCCGGGACUCCAGGAUCCUGACCCGAGCCGAAGGCAGUCGCCUAACCAACUGAGCCACCCAGGCGCCCUAUCAAGGGCUUUUUACAUUGAGGAACGUGAGGAUUGGGGAGCAGCUUCCUGAGAAUUUUCUUAGACACUAUUCAAAGACACUUUCUGAGCACACGUGCUGUUCACUCCACGAUGUUUCCGUGGCAGAUGCCUCCACUGAGGCAUUGGGUUUUCUUCCCCACCCAUCAUGGGCCCCAGCACCAGCGGGUCCCACCGUGUGCAGCAAUGACUCUUGCUUCUUCAGCAUUUGGCGACACCACCUCCAUGGUAACUGUCGCAUGUACUUCUCCACACUCAGCCUCUUGCAUUUGUUUUGCUUGGAAACAUAUUGCUCCGUUGCAGUUCCUGGUCCGGUGACCUCAGCCUUCUCUGGGACAGCUCGUCGAUGGUCUCGGAGUCCAGCAGUCGCAGCUGCUCCUGCAGGAGACGAUUAGCCUGUGGGGCAGAGGUACAGGGUAUUGGUCGAGAGUCUGGAAACCUGUGUGUGUUCCCUACCUCCCUCCUGCUUCAUCCUAACAUCUGGAAGUUAAAUCCAAGAAGGGAACCAAAUGGAUGGCUUCGUGGCCCUUGCCCAAGUCUCCCCUUUGUUGGGGGAUCAAGGUCAGCAUCCCUCCUCAGGGGAGGUGUGGCCUCUGUUGUUUAUCAGUAACCACAUGUUUUAUUCUCAUUUUGUUUCGUUGAGUGAAUUUCUGGUAGCACAUUGCAUGCUAUGAGUGAAAGAGAAAUUCUACAAUCAAAAAAAGUUUAAGAGUGAGGAGUAGAAGAGGUCAUAUUUAAGAGAUCUGCUUCUCAUGCAUUCAGUUUGGCCUUGACAUUCAGUAUUUGGAAAACGGUGUUUAAAACUAUGCUUAUUUUAGAAAAUCUUAUUUCAAAUACUUGUUAUCCCAGGGAGAUUAGUUUAUACCUUCCAGCCCCAGCUGUUGUCAGCCUCAGCCGCCUUAGAGAAUGAAAUCCACCUUGUCCCUCAAUGUUUUUGGCUCAUGGGAUUCAAUUCAAGUCUGGUCAGGUCUCCUUGGCUGGGGUUUUUGUCCUACGAACAGAUACUCAGUUGUGUCUCAUGUGUCUACAUUCACUUCUGAGUUUAUUCUCGCUUGCUCAGAGCAUAGUUAGGUCAACUCCUAAAAUGCAUUUAGCAGAAGACUUAACAACAUCAAUUGCUUCAUUUGUAUGCAAAUAGAAAGUGGUGGAUAAUUGUAUAUUAUACGCCUUUGUGUAAGUUCACUUAAUACUUGAAGCAGCCUUUGUCUCAAAGGAGUAUGCCCUUACUGAGAAAGGGUAUGUGAAUGGUACAUUUAUUCCUAGAGAGGGCGGAUUGUUUACAUCAUGUCUGGACUUUUGUCUAGUUAGGUAGGCAGUUCUGCUACACCAGCAACUCCAUAAAAAAGUCUAUGUAGAUAAAGAAGUCUGCAUAGGCACUGUUCUGUGUCUUACUAUACACUUCUGAAUUUAGCCAACAGAGAAGUAUUUGAAUUGUAGUUUAACUGUAGAGCAAGAGAAUACAGGCAUAUCGAGAGAUAUUGUGGCUUUGGUUCCAGACCACCCUGAUAAAGUGAAUGUUGCAAUAAAGCGAGUCAAAUGCAUGUUUUGAUUUCCCAGUGCAUAUAAAAAUUAUGUUUACACUAUCCUGUAGUCUCUUAAGUGUGCAAUAGCAU
This is a messenger RNA of Zalophus californianus (California sea lion), 4319 nucleotides long. It is a transcript of the gene VPS33A, whose product is annotated as VPS33A core subunit of CORVET and HOPS complexes. The transcript has 13 exons. The record is from RefSeq and is a predicted model, not a curated record. Gene Ontology annotation, cellular component: CORVET complex; lysosome. The coding region runs from base 30 to 1820 and encodes 596 amino acids. Gene Ontology annotation, biological process: vesicle-mediated transport; intracellular protein transport. Lineage: Eukaryota; Metazoa; Chordata; Mammalia; Carnivora; Otariidae.